This is a messenger RNA of Vicia faba (fava bean), 396 nucleotides long. Lineage: Eukaryota; Viridiplantae; Streptophyta; Magnoliopsida; Fabales; Fabaceae. The record is from the annotation of a GenBank genome assembly.
AUGUGGUUUAAUCGCAAAGAGCAAAGAGCAAAGAAUAUUACCAUUGGAAAACUACCCAGGGUAACUGAUGAGGUUGCCAAUGAGGCUGAAAAGAAUUUGGGUGGUAAGAAGAAUGCAAUGAAAAUGGUGUUGCUGAAGGAAACAAGGAUAGUCCUGCUAAUGAAGUUAAAAAAAAAAAAGAACCUGAAGAUAAGGUUUCUGAAAAGGCUCCUGGAAGGUACCGAAUUGGAGUUUUGCAAAUGGGAAGGAGAUGUCCAGGAAAUGCUGAAAGAUGUACCUAAGAAGCUUAACGUGCUUGUAGAGCAUUGGUCUCGAGAUGAAAAAAAUAAAAGUUUAAGAGAAACAAAAAAGUCAUUCCAGUUUAUAGGACAUAUUGUUCGCUUCAUCAUCUUAUGA